Messenger RNA from Asparagus officinalis (garden asparagus), 1574 nucleotides. RefSeq names its product anthranilate phosphoribosyltransferase, chloroplastic-like. The transcript is spliced from 10 exons. Gene Ontology annotation, molecular function: anthranilate phosphoribosyltransferase activity. Gene Ontology annotation, biological process: L-tryptophan biosynthetic process. Gene Ontology annotation, cellular component: cytosol. Bases 211 to 1437 code for a protein of 408 amino acids. NCBI's taxonomy places the organism in Eukaryota, Viridiplantae, Streptophyta, Magnoliopsida, Asparagales, Asparagaceae. The record is from RefSeq and is a predicted model, not a curated record.
UACAACAAAAUUAGGGUUUUAUUGUUAUCAAUAAAUCUAUAAGCCACUGCACAAUAUCUAUCUUAUUUUGGUGAUUUCCUAGGGUUUUCACGAUCCUAACCCCGAACUUCUUUGUAUUUGAGUAAACAAUCUGUAGAAUUUACUUCAAAGUUCUGUUCUUUUUGAAUGAUCUCAUAGGUCUCUGUGAUUUUAGCCCUAGUUUUUGUGAAAAUGUCAGCUUUCAGUUGCCUUUCUACUGUUUACCCUUCUUCCAGUGCCUGCAAGUACUUGAAUCGGGCGAAAAAGCCCAUGAAUCACUCGCUUUUAGCUCAAAUUAGAGGAGAGGAGAAGAAAAAUAAAAGAAAAUUGAUAAUUUCUCCAAGCUCAGCUGUUCGUGGAUUAGGCGGAAGUUCGAGGCUCCCAUCGGUAUCGAUUUACGACUUGAUCGAAUCAUUGAUAAAUGGGGUGAAUUUAUCUGAAGAAGAGGCUGAGGCUUCUCUUGAUCUUUUACUCAAUGAAGCUGAUCAGGCAUUAAUCAGUGCUUUCCUUGUUCUGCUGACGGCCAAAGGAGAGACAUUUGAGGAGAUUGUGGGACUGGCAAGGGCCAUGAUCAAAUGCUGUAGGAAAGUUGAAGGUGUAGCUGAUGCAGUUGACAUCGUUGGAACGGGUGGUGACGGUGCAAAUACAGUCAAUAUCUCAACUGGCGCGUCGAUUCUUGCUGCUGCAGCUGGUGCAAAAGUCGCAAAGCAAGGAAAUCGCUCUAGCUCUUCAGCAUGUGGAAGUGCAGAUGUAUUGGAGGCAUUGGGUGUAAAUAUUGACCUGGACCCUCUGGAGGUGAAACACUGCAUCAAGGAAACAAGCAUCGGUUUCAUGAUGUCUCCUCAGUACCAUCCAUCGAUGAAAAUUGUUGCUCCUGUGAGGAAAAGGCUUAAAGUGAAGACAGUUUUUAAUAUUUUAGGUCCAAUGCUAAAUCCAGCACAAGUACCUUUUGCUGUUGUUGGCGUUUACAACGAAAACAUAGUCAUGAAAAUGGCUAAAGCACUGCAGCGGUUUGGAAUGCAGAGGGCUCUGGUAGUUCAUUCAGAGGGGUUAGAUGAGAUAAGUCCACUUGGGCCUGGAUAUCUUCUCGAUGUUACUCAAGAAAAGAUUGAAAAGUUCCAUUAUGAUCCCUUGGAUUUUGGUUUUCCUCGUUGCACUCUAGCAAGUCUAAAAGGUGGAGGUCCAAAUUUUAAUGCAGAAGUUCUAAGAAAUGUCCUGUCUGGUGAGAAAGGACCAGUUGCAGAUGCUUUAGUCCUAAAUGCAGCAGCUGCUCUUCUGGUGAGUGGUAAAGUUAACAGCUUAGCAGAAGGAGUGAUGCUGGCUCGAGAAACACAUUUGUCCGGAAAAGGCGCCUCUACUCUGGAUUCAUGGAUCAGUAUCUCCAAUCAACUAAGAAAAGGAGCAAGCGCUGCAAUUUGAAAUGGCCGAAGUUGAAGUGCACUGCAUUUUGAUUCCUUAGAGAAACGCUGCUGUUGCUAGUAUUGUUGUUGUUGCCUUAACGCAUUGACACUUCAAAUCUAUUCUUAAAUGACUUUUACCGCACGCUGUUAUUUGCA